Aspergillus homomorphus CBS 101889 is the source of this 2470-nucleotide messenger RNA. Its product is annotated as Zn(II)2Cys6 transcription factor. Bases 35 to 2470 code for a protein of 811 amino acids. The record is from RefSeq and is a predicted model, not a curated record. Gene Ontology annotation, biological process: regulation of DNA-templated transcription; DNA-templated transcription. NCBI's taxonomy places the organism in Eukaryota, Fungi, Ascomycota, Eurotiomycetes, Eurotiales, Aspergillaceae. Gene Ontology annotation, molecular function: zinc ion binding; DNA-binding transcription factor activity, RNA polymerase II-specific; DNA binding. The transcript has 4 exons.
CUUCCGCCGGAACCUGCACCUCGGCUUCCCGAUCAUGGAAGAAGAACAGACAGAGUCUUCGAUAGCAGACUUCUCAGUCUCGCCAGUAUCAAGGUCACUGCUCACUAAAGCGAGACGAACGCGUUUGGCUCCCGCAGUCCUGCCUACCCGAGUCACCAGCGCCUGUGAACGAUGCCGUCUCCACAAAUCUCGCUGCGAUCCAUAUUGGCCCUGUUCAUUAUGUGUUCGAGCUAAUGUCGAAUGCCGGCAGCGGCCUGCAGCCCAACGUCGAGUGAGAACCGCCUCAUCACGGUCUGAGAACCGUGGGAUAUCAUCUCGUCGUCAAUUCAGACAAGUACGCGUUACCCGAGCUGAGGGGCCGCUGCAGGGCACGGCCCCUGAAGAAAGCGAACCAGUUACCACACCACUGGGCGCUGAAGUGCACAAUCGUGUCGGAUAUAAUCAAAUACAGUCUUCCAUUGAGCCAGGAGAAGCGGAGUCUGCAAUGGGUAUUGCCCGCAAGAUAUGUGAGUUGGGCAGUCAACACUUGGACGAACAAACCACUUCAGCUAUUCCUGGCUACUCGGCCAGUAAGGGAGUUCCGCCACUGCCUGGCCCGGCCGCAAAUCGCCAUCCAAUUUCUACCAUUGUCGGUCAAGCGUUCCCUGCAAUCGACGCCAUAUAUAGCCUAUUGGAUGAAUACUUUGAUGCCGUUCAUUGGUUUUCGCUCGUGGUCUACGAGCCCAAAUUCCGUCGAAAGCUUCAGACUAUCGCCGAUGGCUGCGCGGACCCUAGUCAACGUCCAUUCCUUUUGUUACUGGCAGUCAUGCUUGGUAUGGCAGCCUGGUACCGUUCCCAACGCAGUCGCCCGGAGAUGGUCGAUGCAGAAGAUAAUUGGGCAGACUGGAGUGUGGUUCUCUUACGGCUGGUCGAAAGUAAUCUGGUGGAUGUGAUGGACCAUCCAUCUGUUCCCGCAAUACAGACCUGCAUUCUUUUUGGCUCACAUCAUGUGUAUCACGGGCGCCCAAACUUGUCUUUUACCUUACUUGGUGCGACUAUCAAGAUGGCCCAUGCGAUUGGUAUGCAUCGAGAGGCCCGGCGAGGGGGUCUCGAUGACAUUGAAGAACGGAAGCGAGUGUGGUGGACAAUCUAUACUUGGGAUCGAUUUGCUUCCAUCACAUACGGGACGCCGUUGGGCAUUAACGAUAAGGACUGCAACUUAAGCAUGCCUGCAGACAUCUACGAGACCCCCUCGUUCACUGGCCCGGAAUCCGAGAAUUCUGGUUCUGUUUGCUACUCAACAUAUCAGCGGGAACUUAACCGACUGUAUCUGAUCGCUUCCCCGGCACUCGAGAUCAUCUUUGGGUCCCGCACUUCAAGAACCUCUCAAGAAUUGGUCAGGGAUAGCUUUGUGACUUUAGUUCAGGAGACUUCGGAAAAGCUUCAUGCGUGGAGGCGUUGUUUGCCCAGCCACUUGAUCCUCGAUCUCCAGCGAGACUUCUGCGCCAGCGGUCAGCAAGGCUCCAAAGCGUAUGCCUUACAAGCCUUAUCACUCCAUUUGACGUAUGACAACAUUCUGAUUGUGCUCUACCGCCCUUUAAUCUCAAGGCAGGUUGACCAGCUUUGGACGAGCAAUUUGUCACCGGGGAUGGAAGAUUCUCAUUCGGGUGUCCUCCCAGCGGCAACCACCUCGGGCUCGUUGCAUAGAAGAAGUCCCAUACAGGCCAGCACUGCCAACUCGGAAUUCUGGAUGAAAGCAGCCCUUCGAACAUCCAGGGUGACCGAGCUGCCAGUUCUUGCCCAACUUGCGACCGACAGUCACUUGGUUGCCUUCUUAGCCAUUAACCUAUUCAAUGCCGCGGUUGUUUUGGCAGUAAUGGCCAUAUCGGAGCCGCUGUCCGAUACAGCCCAAGAAGUCAAGCGGACAAUGACCCGCAUCCUCCGUCUACAAGAUCUCCUGGGAAAACGCUCAGCACUCUCCCGACAAAGCACGCAGGUAUUGAAGAAGGUGGUCACCAUGCUUCUCCGUCGCGAGUCGGCGGCCAUGCUCGCACCUUUCACUGAGACCACCACGUUUAUGGAAUAUGACACCAAUAAUGAUCAAGCUCUACCUGAUCCACCUCCCAUGUCGGUUGAAGAGACGUUGCGAUUACCAUUGAAUGCAACUUUAGACAUGAGAGACCCGCCGGUGAGCAACCAGGGAAGCUCUAACUUUGGCCGUACCAGUCGCGUCAAUGAAAGCUUGACUUCCGUCCAGUAUGUUAUGGUUCCUAGCCAAGAUUGCACUCUUCAUGUCCCGGUUCUUGGAGAGACCCAUCGAAGUCAAUUGCUGGAUCAUACUAGCAUGUUGCCGGCGAAUGAAUGGCCAUUCUCUGCUCCAAACGACUGGCAAAAUUCCAACGGUCUCACGCCACCCGGGGAAGAUGGGCAUCACAACAACGUAGAAAAUGGUCUAUACUGGCUCUGGGACACUACAUGGAAUGGACUUUAA